GAGUUGAUGUUUCGUGUGCAGCGAGGCAAAGCAUUCACCGCGAAGCGUUUGGUUUGGCGUUUUUUAGCAUUCAACACCUGUGCGUUCCUUUCGCGAAAGUAACGGAGCCAAUCUUCUUCGUCACCAUCACCCCCAACCAAAACCCAUUUGCUAGGACCAGUAUGUUGCAGAGACCUCGACGACGCUGCGAGGGCACGGCCAUGGGCGCCAUCGUGCUAGAUCUCCGCCCCGGCCUUGGAAUCGGACCCUUCUCUAUCGGAAUGCCAAUAUGCGAAGAAUUUGCUCAGAUAGAGCAGCAGCCCAACAUUUAUGACGUCGUCCACGUGAAGUAUUAUGAUGAGGAGCCUCUUAAGUUGGAUAUUGUUAUCAGCUUUCCAGAUCAUGGUUUUCAUCUUCGGUUUGAUCCUUGGUCACAGAGGCUGCGUCUUGUUGAGAUUUUUGAUAUAAAACGACUUCAAAUGCGCUAUGCCACUUCCUUGAUUGGGGGACCAUCCACUCUAGCUACUUUUGUAGCUGUAUAUGCACUGUUUGGGCCAACCUUUCCUGGAAUUUAUGACAAGGAUAGAGGUGUCUACACUCUAUUGUACCCAGGACUUUCCUUUGCUUUUCCAAUUCCUAACCAGUAUACAGAUUGCUGCCAUGAUGGAGAAGCGGAAUUACCAUUAGAGUUUCCAGAUGGAACCACACCAGUUACGUGCCGUGUCUCCAUUUAUGACAGUUCUACUGAUAAAAAAGUUGGUGUGGGUUCCUUGAUGGAUAAGGCUUCGGCUCCUCCAUUACCAAUUGGCAGCCUCUAUAUGGAAGAGGUGCAUGUUAAGCUAGGGGAAGAAUUAUACUUUACUGUUGGUGGUCAGAAUAUUCCUUUUGGUGCAUCGCCUCAGGAUGUUUGGACUGAAUUGGGUCGUCCUUGUGGGAUACAUCAAAAGCAGGUAGACCAAAUGGUUAUUCAUUCUGGAUUGGACCCUCGUCCACGGACAACGCUGUGUGGCGAUUACUUCUACAAUUACUUUACCCGUGGUUUGGACAUUUUAUUUGAUGGGCAGACUCAUAAAAUCAAGAAGUUUGUUUUGCAUACAAACUAUCCUGGUCAUGCAGAUUUCAACUCAUACAUAAAGUGCAAUUUUGUCAUCUUUGCUUCUGACUUAGGGGGUUCUUUUCAGGAGGUAAAUAACUACCAACACAGGAUUACACCAAGCACAAAGUGGGAGCAAGUGAAGGAAAUCCUUGGGGACUGUGGCCGAGCUGCCAUCCAGACACAAGGUUCUACAAGCAAUCCAUUUGGAUCUACUUUUGUAUAUGGUUAUCAAAAUGCGGCAUUUGAGGUGAUGAAGAAUGGUUACAUUGCAACUGUGACUCUUUUCCAGUCAUGAUCUUGUUGCUUCUACAGGUGGGACUUUUACUGUCUGUGAAAGCGGCUCAUACUGUUAGCAAAUGUGAGAAUGCCAGGGAGCGAUGACAAUUGUACAGUUAUGUAGAUCGACUUGUACAGAAUAAAUCGUACUGUAAAAACAUGUAAAUACUAUCUUCUGUUAUGAUUGAAAAUGGAAGUUUAUAACUUCUUGUAUGCUCAAUCCAUAUUGUACGUAUGAUGAAGUUCACAAUCGAUCGCCAGUUGCUUUCUUGCAACCUACAAAGCCUGUCCAUAGUGCCAGAUUUCUUGUAACCGGCUCUGCCUGCCAAUCGUUGGGGCAUGACAAUAUCAAUGUACAUAUGAUCAACGUAAAAAUAGGGAUUCAUUUA
Prunus mume (Japanese apricot) is the source of this 1740-nucleotide messenger RNA. NCBI's taxonomy places the organism in Eukaryota, Viridiplantae, Streptophyta, Magnoliopsida, Rosales, Rosaceae. The record is from RefSeq and is a predicted model, not a curated record.